Messenger RNA from Guillardia theta CCMP2712, 810 nucleotides. RefSeq lists its product as hypothetical. NCBI's taxonomy places the organism in Eukaryota, Cryptophyceae, Pyrenomonadales, Geminigeraceae. The record is from RefSeq and is a predicted model, not a curated record. The transcript has a single exon. The annotation marks the transcript as partial.
AAAGUUGGUCCGCACCGUAAUGGCGAAGAGCCGCCAAGGGUGAAGGGAGAGGAGAACGGGGAGAGAAGAAGAGUUGCUGAUAGAGGAAGGUUCAACGUGACAGAUCGAGAUCGGAUUUAGAUACAGGUUGAUUUAUCAGGAAGAUCCUGAGGCGAGAAACAUCUUCGAGCAUCACAUACUUUUCGUUGUUUACUGUGUUUUCAAGAGCAUUCGAAAGCAGCAUGAGGUCUCGAAAUCAACUUAUAGCAGCAGUGGCUUGUACCUUGUUGUGCUCUGCUCUCAUCUUGGUUAUCAUUCCCAAGUCACUGUCCAUCUCUUUGUACAUGCCGCCGAAAUCUCUUCCUGUCGAUGGAAACUAUCCUGGUGGGACCACAGGCAUUCCAAUCGACGGUUACUGGCCGCUGGAGACGAGCCAUGGCGCCACGCCUUACUUCGGCGACCCCACAGUCGUCACAAGCCCCAACGUUCUCGACUUCUCCUACAACCCAGCUGGAGCAAGGCGGAGGAGCAGGAACCAGCUUCGCAGAACUUUCUUGUCUCAGCUCCCCGAGGGGGAGGCGCGGGCAACUCAGAUGUACGAUGAGUCGGACGACAACGGCGAGGUAGACAUGCGCGCAGAUGCAGCCUGCUGGCAUUGCGCAAAAAGCUACCAGGGGAACCCGUACGCCAUGUAUACAGCAUGCGCCGACAUCUGCCUCGCCGCGGACUGCGUUGAACGAUGCGAGCAGCAGUACUCAGCACAUCAAUACGGACCAACGGCUCCAGACUUCUUGUCCAGGUUAUGUGCGGGCGAAUGCAGGAGACGGUUUU